Colossoma macropomum (tambaqui) is the source of this 1893-nucleotide messenger RNA. Its product is annotated as C-type mannose receptor 2-like. The transcript has 6 exons. NCBI's taxonomy places the organism in Eukaryota, Metazoa, Chordata, Actinopteri, Characiformes, Serrasalmidae. The record is from RefSeq and is a predicted model, not a curated record. Bases 47 to 844 code for a protein of 265 amino acids.
GACUGCAGGAGACACGCACAGACUAAUCAACCAGUUGUUGACCGUCAUGAGUUCAGCUCUGUAUCUGAUCCUGCUUUUCUCAGCUCUGUGGACUCUCUCCUUCUGUGGGACUCGUCAGUUUUAUGUGGUGAAUGAAAAUAAGAACUGGAUCGACGCUCAGAAAUACUGCAGAGAGAAAUACAUUGACCUGGCCACCAUUGAGAGCUACGAGGAAAUGAACCCUCUAUUAACUCUUGUCAGUGGGACAGCAGGCCAUUUCUGGAUAGGACUGAGACAGAAAUUUGAACAGAACACCAUUAGCUGGAUCUGGUCAGAUGGGAGUAACUCCUCAUACACAUACUGGAACACUGGAGAGCCAAACAACGGAGUGGAUGAUCUCUGUGUGGAAUUAUCAUAUUACUCUGCAUAUUACCCUGCAUACAGAUGGUAUGAUUCAGACUGCAGUUCUCAAAAAACAUUCAUCUGCUAUAAAGACCUUCCGCUCAUCCUGAUUAACCAGAACAGGACGUGGAGAGAAGCUCUGAGAUACUGCAGAGAGAAUCAUGUGGAUCUGGUCUCUGUUCACACUGAGGAAAUUCAGCACUGGGUGGAAACAGCUGUUUAUUAUGCCUCCACUGCUAAUGUGUGGAUGGGUCUGCGUCACACCUGUGCUCAGAACCUCUGGUUCUGGGUGAGUGGAUCGACUAUGUGCUACCAGAACUGGGCUCCGGGGAACGGGACAGGGGUGGAAGACUGCAGUGGAGGAGAAAGAACAGGAGCGGUGCAGUCUGGAAGUAAGAAGUGGGUCAGUCUGCCAGAGAAUCAGAGACUCAACUUCAUCUGCAACACCUCUGAGGACCUUUAGAUUAAGGAUUCAGGCAACCAUCAUUGAAGCUGGAUCUACAUACUGUCCUCCACAUUAGUGUGCCUUAUUUCAUUACAGUCUGAUUUUAUUACUGAAUUUGUCUGUUUUCUGUGAUACAUUAGCACAUUUAUUAAAUCCAUAAGCAAUUCAUAAGAAACAUUUAAAAACUUCCCAAUAUUUAUCAGCUCCAAAAAUCUCUUUAUACCGUUGACUAGUGGCCCUUAGGUGGCCCUUUUCAUUCUGAAAGUUAACCUAAAGGUAUAUAAUUCAAAAACUUAUGUACACAUUAUAUGUCAAAGUGUGUAGACGUCUGUUCAUCCAAUGCUUCUUCUGAAAUUGAGGGGCUUAAUAGCAAGUUUGUUCCCCUUUGCCGUAGUACCAGCAUCUACUCGUCUGGGAAAGCUUUACACUAGAUGUUGAAACAUUCUUGUGAGGACUACAGGAGGAUUAGUGAGGUCAGGUGGAUGUUGGAUGAUGGUACUGAUGAUGUUAGUUCUGCAUCACUCCAACUCAUCCCAAAGGUAUUUGAUGAACUCCAUAUUUCACAGAACCACAGUGCAGCGUUGGGGGGCUUUAUCCCCCAGUAUUGGUAUAAAGCUCAUGUACAGCUGUGCCAGAGUGUCUCAUUCUAUUGCUUAGAUUAAACGAGCUGAAUACCUGUGACAGCAAUAGAUGCUUCUCUAAGUGGCUACAUUUACAGCAUUGGACAGACAUUCUUAUCCAGAGCAACUUACAAUUUGCUCAUUUUUACACAGGCAGGCAAAUGUAGUGUUAGGAGUCUUACCCAAUGACUCUUUUUUGAAUAGGGUAGGGUUCAAUUUAUGUCCCAAUACCAAGUGGCUGCUGUUUUUUUAAGGUGAAGGGCUUUGUACUUUAACUUAAAAAUAAAUUAAACAUUUUUGCAGUUAAAUGAUUACAAAACAUUUUUUUCUGUUUUUGUUGUUAUCUUAGAUUGUGUCUGGAUUUGCCUUAUGAUGUUAUUCUGUGAGUGUGGAACUCUUAAGUGUGUCAUUCAAUGACCUCCUCACCAUUCUGGCUGGUUUUCAGUG